Molecule: messenger RNA, 590 nt
Organism: Sesamum indicum (sesame)
Lineage: Eukaryota; Viridiplantae; Streptophyta; Magnoliopsida; Lamiales; Pedaliaceae
Product: EPIDERMAL PATTERNING FACTOR-like protein 1
Biological process (GO): guard cell differentiation; stomatal complex development
Source: RefSeq, a predicted model, not a curated record
CUAUAAAGUAAUCUUAAGUUUCCUUCUCUCUUUUGUCUCUCUGAAUUAUUAUAUAUACCUGAUAUUAAAACAAAUAACAAUAAUAAUAAUAGAAACAACAUGCGGCCAUGGCUAUACCUUCUCCCAUCUCAACAACAUUAAUUUCUCCUAAAUCCAUUCCAUUAAUUCUUGCCCUUUUCGUCCUUAUUUUCUCUCCUUCAUCGUAUUCCUCAAAACACAAACAUUCUUCGAACACUUUCAGGGGUUUUGAGGUGGAGAAAAAAGCAAGACUGGGUUCGACGCCGCCGAGCUGUCACAACAAGUGCAACCAGUGCCACCCAUGCACGCCGGUGCAGGUGCCAACUCUGCCGCAAGGCCACCGGAGUUCAGCCCGAGAAAACCCUUCGAACUACCACUCAUCAUCAGCUGGGGAGAUGUACUCCAAUUACAAGCCACUUGGGUGGAAGUGCAGAUGUGGUGGUCGAUUUUACAACCCUAAUUAAUUCGGUUUUAUUUUCAAAACCUUAAUUAUCUUAUUUUCGGAAAAACUCUGUAUUAUUGUCAAGCGUUGCAGAUGAUGCCAUGGAAAUAGCCAAGAAUUCUUGUUCAAA